AUGCAAACACUUCCCCCUCCAGUCCUCGCCCUGCUGUACUACUGCCUGUUUGCAGUUUUGGUUAAAUCAGUUCCCGUGUCCCACACUCCCCCGGCGUUCAGGGAGGCAGCGGAACGGGCAAAGACGCUGGUGGAGAAAAUCCUCAGAGACCUCCCCGCCGUGCACGCCGCCGCCAUCAACACAGAGGGUUUGACCCUGGACCCCUCGCCUCAGACCCCAAACCUGCAGUUGAUGGUGACCUCACUGGGCAUCCCCGCCGCCCCCAUCCUCAAACCACUGUCUGAACGCUUCACAAAGGACAUGUGUGUGAGUCGUAUGUCAGUGGGCUGUCUGUUGUACCAGGGGCUGCUGGGAGUUUUGUCUGACAGGCUAAGCGGACUGACGAACCUGCGAGCCGACCUCAGAGACCUGCUGACCCACAUCAACAAGAUGAAGGAGGCAGCUCAGCUCAGCGCCGAGAGUCCGGAACAGAACCAGAGUCUGGAUCUGGCCUCUCGUCUCAAUGGUAACUACGAGGUGCAGGUGGCGGUCCAUGUGACGCUGACACAGCUUCGUUCGUUCUGUCACGACCUGAUCCGCAGUCUGAGAGCCAUCGCCACCUACAGACGCAGAGCUGCAGGUGCACCCUAAGCCCUGCCCACCGGUGGGAUUGGAAUAAAGAUAAAGAUAUUAAAGACCCGUUGGUUUCUGAACAGUGAAUCUGAGGCUCAGUGGGUGUUUCACCCGGCGCCAUCUUGCUGGUGUCUGACUCAUCCCAGUUCCUAGCUCAUCCAAAAAGGGUCAAAGAGAUGGAGCACAAGUGGAGCUGAGGUGGGCUGAAUGAAGACUGAAAGCUGACUUGACUUCGAACCUGCGUCUUCGAACCUGCGUCUCCGAACCUGCGUCUCCGAACCUGCGUCUCCGAACCUGCGUCUUCGAACCUGCGUCUCCGAACCUGCGUCCUGAUGCUUUGUUUUCUUUAACCACUCAGAGUUUCUGCAGCGUUUUCAGAAGUUGACAGGAAUCGCUCUUGUGAUUUAUCUGCAGAUCAAUUCUUUAUUGAUAAUUAUUUAUUAACAAUUCUGAUUGUGUGUCAUGGGACACAUGACACUCGGAGCUUCUCUUCCCAGCUUCUCCUUCCU
Hippoglossus stenolepis (Pacific halibut) is the source of this 1121-nucleotide messenger RNA. RefSeq lists its product as uncharacterized. The transcript is spliced from 4 exons. Gene Ontology annotation, molecular function: cytokine activity. The coding region runs from base 1 to 630 and encodes 209 amino acids. The record is from RefSeq and is a predicted model, not a curated record. Lineage: Eukaryota; Metazoa; Chordata; Actinopteri; Pleuronectiformes; Pleuronectidae. Gene Ontology annotation, cellular component: extracellular region. Gene Ontology annotation, biological process: immune response.